GGUUCAUAUGUCAACAAGAGUGUAAUGGCUAUUUUCGUAACAAAGUUUGUCCAUAACUUAAAAGAUACUCUUUAAAAUUUCGUUACCAGUUUACUUGAAAAUGGCAGGAAUAGUGGUGAUAAAUAUCAGCUAUGAAGGAGACAAUGAAGUCUCCGAAAUUUACAAACUUCAUCGUCAAACCCGAUGGGUUGAUUUGGAGGCUAUGUUGAAAGCCCAGUUUGAUUGUGAAAAUAUGGGAGUGUAUUAUGUUGACUCAGAAGGAGACUAUAUUGCCAUGAGUAGUCAAGGAGAACUGGAGGAGGCCUUCAAGGUUGCAGAUCAGUGCCACAACACUUUGUAUAUGAGAGUGAGAAACUUAGGAUCCACUCCUCCAAAACGUACAGUUGAGGCAGAUGCCAUCCCCAUUACUGAGGACAACACAGAGCUUAAAUUAGCCCCUGUAAUUCCGGACACCCUCCAUCAGGAGAAGAAGCCAGAGAUUGUCUUACAGGUGGAGGAUCCAGCCCAGGCUGUGGAAGAAGCCACCGGCGAAAGGAAACAUCCUAGACAAGAGAAGAGAGAAAAACCAGAUGAUGUGGAUAGUCCCUCAGAAACAACACCACUGUUUUCUGUGAAGAAAUCAAAAAAGAGACACUCCAGAGAUUCUGACAGAAAGAAGAGCGGACAUCGGCAUAAAGAGGAAUCCCAAGCCGGGGAACGAAAAACUGAGGAGGCUAUUCCCUACCCAGCCUUCAUCAAGUACAUGAAGGAGCUGAAGAAGGAGUUGCACACAGAAAUUGUUAAAGACGUGACUAGAAAGACCGUGAAGCAUGUGUUGCGUGGUUUGGACGGGGCUGUUUUGCAGAGCUACAGAGGGGGAGAGGGAACAGAAAACCAACCUAAGGGGUCCACAGUAUCCUCUGAUGAGACACCCAAGGUCAAACCAAUGACAGACACAGUCAAGCCAGAUGACAGUAGUGUCCAUCAAAUUUACUACCAUUGUGGUGUUAUUUGUGACAACUGCAAUAAAGUGGUUGUUGGAUCUCGAUACAAGUGUUGUAACUGUGUGGACUAUGAUCUAUGUGAGGAAUGUGAGAACAUCAGUGGAGUCCACGAUCCUACCCAUGUCUUCAUCAAACUCCGUCGACCAAUUAGAUUCAGGCAGAAGGGCCCUCUCAUGAAGCAGAUUCUGUACAAAGCUUAUCGACAGCCAACAUCCUCAGAGGAGAAGGAAGAAACUGAUGAAAACGAGGCUGCGGCCAUUACCUUGAAUGGUGGAAAACAAGGCAAAAUACUGGCUAAAAUCGAAAAAGUACAAGCAAAAGCAGCAAUGAAGCAAGAAAAGAUAAAACAAAAACAAGAGAAGACAAUAGAAAAGUUGAAAAUGAAAUUGGAUGUUGUAAAAGACAUGAAGGCCCAUUUUAUGGGAGACCUGACCAUCCCUGAUGGAACCAAAGUACAACCAGGGACCAAAUUUGUAAAGACUUGGAAAAUCCGAAAUUCUGGAAAUAUCUCAUGGAGAGAGACCACUAAACUCCAUAACAUCUCUGGAGACCUGCCAACCCCCUCCUCUGAUAUUGAUGUCCCCCUCCUGAACCCCGGGGAGACAGCUGAUAUCUCUGUCACAUUCUUUGCCCCAGAGGAACCAGGGAAGUAUCAGAGUCACUGGAAGAUGCUGGAUUCCGGUCACCAGUUUGGACACCGAGUCUGGUGUCUAGUACAGGUGGAGCCAAAACUGGUUCUAGAGCCCAAACAGUCAGAGGAUUCACUCAGAAUUGUCAAUGAGGAGUCAAAAUCAGAGAAAAAGGAAGUGGAAACUCUGACAGACCAUGCAGAUGAGAACUUGGCUGAAUCCACGGAAAAGGAUGAAACAGAAUUCUUAAUUGAGAAAAGUCCAAUACAAUUUGAAAAGAAACCAGAGAGCCAGCCCUCUGAGACUAUAAACAAUGAGACUGUCCAGAAACUGGAGCAGGAACUGACCACAGCAGCUGCGGCCAUGGCCCAGUUACAGCUGGACGCCCAGCAGAAGCCCACUGUGUCUGAGGAGACUGGGCAGGACCUGAUGUCAUUUGAAAUGCUGGACAUGUCCUCCAGAGGGUCCAACAAAAUGUCUCAGACAGCCACACCCAACAACACUCCACUUGUUGUGUCCCCUCCUAAGUCACCGUUGCCAGAAGAGGGCAGUUUGUCAAGGACCAGCAGUGUUGAACUUUUAAACCCAGAGGACUAUACAGAAAAAACAGAGAUCAUUGACAAAGAGUUUGUGGAGAAUUACAUGAGCAGUCUGCCCAUCCCCCAACCAGCAGAAAUCCAGUACUCCUCUGAGGACAAUGAGAGCCUCAGUGAGGAUGAGGAUUUCCUCAUUGUUCCCAUGCCGGCCUGUUUUGACUUCAGUAAGCCUGUCAUCAGAGCACAGCUGUCAGAGAGCUCCUCAGACAAUGAAACAACGGACAACAACCAUAACGUGCUGGACGACAACCACAACAACAUUGUCACUAGUCCUCCCUCAGUGGAUGAUAUUCUGACUGCUUCAAAUUCAGUGUCUACACCCCCACUGGAUCCACUCAUCCCUUCACCGGCCUCCCCAGCACUGGUCGAUGGUCUCGGCCACAGUACACCAGAGAUGUUGACAGCUCCUGCCCAGGGGGGAGUCAGGGAGGAAAUAAGGACUGAGAGGGAAAUAGGGGCAUCAGGAAAUCUUGAGGUGCCCUCAACAAAUACAGAAACGGGGGAAGUGAGUGCUACAAAUACAACCAUUAUUGAACAAGCUGUCGAAACUGAAGAGAUCAGUGCAACAAAUGCAACAAUAAUGGAACAGUCCAAUGAGACAGGGGAGGCAACCAACAAUCGAACUGAGGAUCAGGCCUGCUCACCCCUGGACACAACUGAAGUCAAGGAGGCCCUUCCACAGGGAGAUGUAUGCACAGGCGGGGCUCACCAUGGGGAUCAAAACAAAGGCGAUAAGGCUGAAGGAUAUGAAAUGCCUGUUGCUGGUGAGAUGGUAAAUCAGAUGGUUUCCACUGCGGUGAAGGCAGCCAAUCGUGCUGCUGCUAAUGCUUAUACUACCUGUAAAGAAGUCUUCUACACCUGGCAAGCCAGAACCUAUCAGAACGGUACUUCCCAAGAAGAAAAGGAAUCUAAUUCCCAAAUCAACAUGGAAACCCAAGGCUGCAAAAUGGAAGCCAAAGGAGGAAAAAUGGGUGCCCAAGUCCACAGAUUCUGGUCCAAUGAAGAAACUCAUAGAGAUGGGCUUCUGUAACAGACAGAGAAACCAGGAGUUGCUCAACAAACAUGACUAUAACUUGGACAAAGUUCUGGCGGAACUCCUCAAUCAGUCAGACAAUGACUGGAUGCACAACAGGCACUAGGUUAUUGGGUGCUGUGAUUUGAUGAACAAUGUUUUAUUUUGUUUACUGAAAGUUUUCCAUGUUUCAGUUUACUUUAUAUUUGAAAGAGCUGUUUUAUGUAUAUUAUUUAGUACAUGUAUAUUGAUGAAGGAUAUUGCUUAACUAUAGGAGAAUUGAUCUUUGUUAAAAAAACAAAAACAAAAAAAAAAUCUUUCUGCAGUGUAUAUUUGUCAGUUCUAAAUGUUAAAUCAUCACCCUUAAAACAGCACAGAAUCUCCUAUUGUUGACAUUUUAUAUCCAGCUUCUUUCCACAUCAUUGUAAUGCACCAUAACUACUGGUAACAAAUGAACAUCAAGUCAGUAGAAAUUGAUAUCUUUACAAGAAAUGUAUAGUACACAUGUUUAUUAUUUAAUUGUUUCGAUCAAGAUGUAAUAAUUGUAUGCAUUUAAAUUUUUCAUGAGUGCUCAACUUCCAUGCUCUGCUGGGGAAAGACAUCUUUUUAAAAAAAAAUUGUUUGCCCUCUCCUGACUUACUAAAAAUGGCUGACCUCAAAUUUACAACUGAAUAUUUUAAUUUUAUUAAAAUUUUCAUGUUAAAUUUAAUUCAGCACUGAUGCUGAAUUUUUUUAGGGGAAAAAAUUACAUCCUACUUAUGAAACAAUUUUUUUUAUCCUGAGUUAGAUAAUAUAAUAAAGUUUGGACAGCUAGGGCAAACAUUUUUUCUUAGAUGAUGGUCUUGGAUGCACUAUUAUAACAAGCUACACUAUUAUAACAAGCUACCUUAUUAAUUUCACACAUGGCGAAUUCUAAUUGUUAAGUUUAUUUUUUUUUUAUAUAUCAUUACUUGUGUACAGUUGGUGGAAGACUAAUUCAUUUACUAUUCAAGAUAUAGAUUUCAUUCUACUUUUUUCUGUGAUAUCACUUGUAAAUAAAAAAAAAAAUGUUUGUUGGAUUUGAUUUUGUCCCCACAUAUACAUGUAUAUUUAUAAAGUCAGUGCUGUUGUUAUUGUACACUGAAGUUAUUCAGUUAUAAUGACUUUUAUGUGCAAGUGUCAACCUCUUGAAUUCUUUUGUGUUGUUUUUCCCCUAUGUUUUGUUAUUAAUUAAUGUCAGUGUUUGGAAUGUGCACCUGUUAAUUGGAUUAGUGUUCAGAUGACGUAAUUGUUGGAGGAUGCACAUUAUUCUGUUUUAAAUAGAUAUGUACAUGUUUGAAGAUAUGCUAAAAGAGACUGUGAUCUGAAGAUUAGAAAUUUUUGUUACAUGUAUAAGAGGGGAAAGUGCUGGAAAUUUUAAGUGUGUCAGGCUUUCUUUAAGGCUUGCUUAGAAAGUAAAAUUAAAUCUGUGUUUUUCUGAAAAGCUAUUGAUCAGCAUGUAAUAUGUGUCUAAAGAUUAAUAAACUUACACUAUUA
Saccostrea cuccullata (small rock oyster) is the source of this 4735-nucleotide messenger RNA. RefSeq names its product next to BRCA1 gene 1 protein-like. NCBI's taxonomy places the organism in Eukaryota, Metazoa, Mollusca, Bivalvia, Ostreida, Ostreidae. Gene Ontology annotation, biological process: macroautophagy. Gene Ontology annotation, molecular function: zinc ion binding; ubiquitin binding. Gene Ontology annotation, cellular component: phagophore assembly site. The record is from RefSeq and is a predicted model, not a curated record.